CUACAAAGUGCAGCCCACAUAGGAAAAGUAGUCAUAAGGUGGACAAAGAAUAUCUUCAAUUAUCGAAGCACAUAUUUGCUAACAGGAGGUUGUGGCGCUCUUGGAAUUGAACUUGCUAAACUUAUGCUAUCGAAUGGAGCCAAACACCUAGUAUUAGUGAGCAGAAAACAUGGUGGGAAGGAAGUCGUGCUCUCAAAUCAUUUUAAUUGUACUGACCAUGACUUGGCCGGCGUGGUGGUGGAAUAUGGUGACAUUUCUACACGUGCUGGGGUGGAUGAGAUACUUGGAAAAAUUUCGUCGUUUGGGAUGCCACCACUUAGGGGUGUUUUUCACAUGGCAGGUAUCUUGUCGGAUGGAACUAUUCCAAAUAUGACAAUGGAGAAGAUGGAUGUCGUAUGGAGAGGGAAGGUGGAUGGUGCAUGGGCUCUUCAUGCAGCAACGUCUCAUCUUAAUCUAGAGCAUUUUGUACUGUAUUCGUCAGCCACUUGGAUUCUUGGGAGCCCGGGGCAAGCAAACUAUUCCGCUGCGAAUGCUGCACUUGCGUCUCUUGCUGAUUACAGGCACCGCCUUGGGCUAAACGCAACAAGUAUCGCCUGGGGGCAAUGGGGCGACAUUGGAAUGGUGCGUGACUUGGAGAGGAAGGUUUUUGGAGUCAACCCAUUUUCUACUGCGCGCGGGAUCUGUACGAUGGAACACAUCCUACGAAACGUAACCCUGAUUGGUAACAACGUCAUGGCAGCCGAACUAAGCGGAGACGUGACAACUUCGUGGAUAACCCCGCAUAUCAUCACUCCUUCGAAUGAUCAUGAAGAGAUUAUAACUGACAGCAAUGAACAAAACGAAAACCGGCUUGACAAUUUGGAACAGUCCGUUGCUAUUUUAGUAGCAAAAAUGCUAAGAUUCAAAGAUCCCUCAAAACUCAUUGAUAAGGACUUGAGCGAUAUAGGUAUGGAUUCGUUGAUGCGAAUUGAAUUGAGAACCAAAAUCAUCACACGGUAUAACGCACUUGUGGACGUAUCCGAUGCUGAAACUAUAACAGACAUUGUCCAGCUACUGAAGAAGGCACUCAAAGAGACGAAACUAUCUUGAACCAAAAUAACAAUGUUGUCUUGUCUAAUAUUUUUUAAACCUCAGCAGUGUGGAUUGUUAAAGGUAUGUAAAGGCGUUAAUGGGCAAAGCUAGUGAUCCAUAACUAUGACUUUUGCAAUCAUGGUUGUGACCUUCAAAUAUAUAAAUAUGUAUAUUUAAUUAACGAAUUUAUUGUCAGACCAAUUUACAUUUAUUGUGGUAACCAAUCUUUGGAUAUACUGCGGGAAGUUAUAUAGUGGGCAUUAGUCUAUUACAUAGAAGCAACACCCAACUAGCCUAAUAGUAACACGAUAAUCUAUCAGUAUAGUAGGUUGAAACUACUAUUGUGAUUAUGAUAUAAAAUAUGUACAAUUCAAUUUACCUUAAUUCAAGUGUUACUUACAUUCAGUCGAUCAGACGGGUUUACAAGUUAACACAUCAUGUAAAUAAACAUCUGUCUAUACUAAUUAACUAAAAACUAUUGGAAUACUAUGUACUAAUCUUACGACGGUGACGGGUUCUACCCUGCUGAUUAGGUUUGGUCCACUCUAUUUGGAUUUGGUCUUAAGAAAUUAAGUUUUGGGGGAAGAUUGAUGAGAAAGAUAAAUAUAGAAAUACAGAUUUUAAUUAGAA
Molecule: messenger RNA, 1701 nt
Organism: Folsomia candida
Lineage: Eukaryota; Metazoa; Arthropoda; Collembola; Entomobryomorpha; Isotomidae
Product: putative inactive phenolphthiocerol synthesis polyketide synthase type I Pks1
Exons: 1
Biological process (GO): fatty acid biosynthetic process
Molecular function (GO): fatty acid synthase activity; phosphopantetheine binding
Source: RefSeq, a predicted model, not a curated record